Molecule: messenger RNA, 4398 nt
Organism: Corythoichthys intestinalis (scribbled pipefish)
Lineage: Eukaryota; Metazoa; Chordata; Actinopteri; Syngnathiformes; Syngnathidae
Gene: espn
Product: espin
Exons: 15
Coding region: 393-3149 (918 amino acids)
Biological process (GO): actin filament bundle assembly
Cellular component (GO): cytoplasm
Molecular function (GO): actin filament binding
Source: RefSeq, a predicted model, not a curated record
ACUGAUGGAUUAUUUAACAGGCGCUCAGUCCCAUGUCGCCAUCUGCCAGAAGAGGAAAAAUACUCUCCGAAGCACAUGAUACGACUUAGUUGUUGAAAAACAAACUGGCUGAAGAAAUAGAGGGCAUUCGAAUUGUAUCAUACGCAACAGGUGCGCACUUAUCCUACAGGAAGUCGCGUACUAAACAAAAGGUCAGUUUCUAAUUUGACAUCAUUUAUAAAAAUGGAUUGGCUUUCGUUGAAAUUAGAGCGAAAUUGAGCCCUAAAUGUGAUGAAUUGCGGUUUCCCAAUGCCGAGGUUAUCCUCGCGGUGAAGUCGUCGGACUUAAUUGUAACUAGGUAAGGAAGAGGUCAGGGGGAGGAGACGGUGGUGGUCGUGCAGUUCGCGGCAGCCAUGGUCGUCGAAGGGGAGCGUACGCUGCUGGCCGCAAGGCAGGGGGACGUGCAAACUCUCAAAGCGCAAUUAGCCUCGAAGACGCUCACCAGAGACGUGAAGGAUGCACUGGGGGCCUCCCCGGUCCACCAUGCAGCCCGGGCGGGCAAACUGGCUUGCAUGCGCUUCCUGGUCGAGGAGGCUGGGCUGCCGGGACACUGUCUGGCGAACAACGGGGCGAGCCCGGCUCAUGAUGCUGCAGCCACCGGCAACCUGGCGUGCUUACAGUGGCUGCUGACCCAGGGUGGAUGUCGCCCGGAGGACAAAGACAGUUCUGGCGCCACCAUUCUUCACCUGGCCUCCCGAUUCAGCCAUCAUGAAAUCACUGAGUGGCUGCUUAAGAGUGGGGAGGUGGACCCUGGGGCCGCCACUGACACAGGUGCCCUACCUGUCCACUACGCAGCUGCCAAGGGAGACCUGUCCUCGCUCCGACUGUUACUGGGGCACAGCCCAAAUUUCAUCAACUCCCAAACUAAAAAUGGUGCCACACCGCUCUACCUGGCUUGCCAGGAGGGCCACUUGGAGGUCAUCCAGUUCCUGGUAAAGGACUGUGGAGCUGAUUCCCUCAUCAGAGCCAAUGAUGGGAUGACACCCUUACAUGCUGCUUCCCAAAUGGGCCACAACACCGUCAUUGUUUGGCUGAUGAGUUUCACAGAGAUCAGCCUGAUGGAUAAGGACGGUGAUGGGGCCACAGCCAUGCACUUCGCAGCCAGUCGCGGUCAUGCAAAAGUUCUGAGCUGGUUGUUGCUGCACGGUGGCGAGAUAGUCACUGACAACUGGGGAGGGACCCCCCUUCAUGAUGCUGCAGAGAAUGGAGAACUUGAGUGCUGUCAGAUUCUGGUGGUCAAUGGGGUGGAUCUGGGUAUCAGAGACCAAGAUGGUUUUACAGGGGCUGACCUGGCUGAAUACAACGGACACUUUCAGUGUGCUAAGUAUUUGCGCACCGUCGAGAACAUGAGUGUGGAGCACCGGGUUUUGUCUCGGGACCCCUCGUUGGACCUUGAGUACAAGGAACCUGAAAACAAGCAGCAAGAUUCAGGCCUCUCUUCCCCAAACACAACCAUGCCCCCUGCAAGUCAAGCGGGCCACUUUGACAUAAGUUCCCCAGCCAGCUCCUUGUCUAACUACGACUCUGCUAGCUCAAGCCAGUCCAGCACAGGGGAGAAGAGGAGCAGCUUAACAUUGUCUCGAGGCCCACAGUUGAACACAGUCGCACACACAGGUGCCUCAGAGGCAGCCAUCUCUGACAUGCAGGCAUACAUGGACAUGCUAAAUCCAGACAUCGACCUCGAACGGCCCAAGAAGAGUCACGACUCUGUUGCAUCUCUACCACCGCCACCCACUUAUCCACCGCCGCCUCCCCCGCAUUCUCCCCCACCGCCUCCGGGCUAUCCAGCUCCGAAGGCCCCUCAAGAGGCGUCAUCGGUAGAGUUUUUGAAAGUCAAAAGCAACUUGCGGCAUGUAGAGGGCAACAGCAGGAAGAAAGAGCAUCUGACGGUGGGAGAAAACCACGACAAACUUCGGCGUGUUGACUCCAAUAGAAAGUCCAGGAGUUUCAAUAAGCAGCCAAGCACUGGGGACUACUACAAGACAUUGGGGAGCGACACUGCCGAGCUCCGUGGGAGCAAAGUCAUGGCACCAAAGGAGGAGGGCUCAGUUUUGCUGGAAGAGCCUGCCAAUGGCUCUACCCAAACGUCUCAAAAUGGCACCACAGAGGAAACUGUCCCGGUGCCGCCUCCGCCACCGCCACCGCCUCCUCCUCCAAGCAAUCCGACGCCGACGCCAACACCCCCACCACCUCCACCGUUGCCGCCACACACACCAACAAUGCAGAAUGACUCUGCAAACAUAACCCCCAACAAACAGCGACGUGCAUCAUCGUCAUCAGGAAGUGGGGGUCUCUCUGCCCCACAGGGAGAGGGAGGGGCACUAAGACAAAUGAAGAGCACAAAAUCCUUCAACAUGAUGUCCCCUACUGGUGACAACUCGGAAUUGCUGGCAGAAAUCAAAGCGGGAAAGAGUCUAAAGCCUACACCUCACAGUAAAGGCUACACCACAGUAUUUUCAAACAGUGGACCAACAGGCAACAAUGGCAACACCAUAUCUCCACCAGAGACUCGCACUUGUAGCCCACCACCCAAAAAUUCAUCCCCACAAGCGUCUAAUACGUCAGUCACCUCUCCACCCACAACGCCGAGUCCAACUCCCAGUCCGCCUGGGUCAGGAACCUUCAAGGCAAUGUCGGCAUCAGCGAGUUUUGAGCAACUGCACUUCAAUUCCGCAAUUAAUGGGAGCAGUGCUGCAGGGACACCGGGACAACAGUCGGGGAGAAAGUCGAGCCUUGCAGAUGUAGAGGCGCUCGUGCCUACCCAUGACGAGCAGGGAAAAGCUAUUCCCGAAUGGAAGAGGCAAGUGAUGGUGCGAAAGCUGCAAGUCAAAGUACAAGAGGAAGAAGAGCACAAACGCAAGGCUGACGAGGAGGCAGCGCGUCUGGCAUCGAUGCCAGCCUGGCGGAGAGACAUGAUGAAGAAAAAAAUUGAUGAAGAGAGAUGUGACAGGGAACAAAAGAGGAAAGCAGAGGAGGAGGCCAAACAGGCCAAGGAAGUAGAAGAGAAGACAGAGCAGGAGCGACUAAGGAUCCUAGGUUACGACGAAACCAAGCUCGCACCUUGGCAACGACAGAUCAUCCUGAAGAAAGGAGACAUAGCCAAACAGUGACCUGGUCUUCCCUCUCUUCUCUUCUGUUCAUUGAGCCCUUCCUAUCAUCAACACUGCCACUACCAAGGCAUUCACUGAUUGCUUUGCGCCCUGAUUUUUGGCCGUUGCUUUACCGAUGAUGUCCUGUCUUUCUCUCUUACCGUCAAGACACUGAAGCGAUGCGGACGAUAGAGGCUGGGACUUUCCUGGGCCCUUUUUGAAAGUCUCACCGAGACUAACUUUAGGCUUUAGUAUAGCUUCGGAAUGCACUGAUUGCCCUCACAUAAAACCUCUUCUUUGAACUGAACGUGUCCUUAAUCCAGACCACUUUGCUUCACCGCAAGUCCAUCGUGUUAAUUUUGGUCUUUCUCAUACAGAUAAUUAGUGAGGGAAAAGGGUGCUGUUUGUUAGCAUUGUUGCCACAGAAAGGGGUAAAGAGCUGUCAUAUUUUUGUGUUCUGUACAGUACCCACGCUCACCAUUGUAUAACACCAUUGACAGACAAAUUAAUGAGUCCCAUAACAUUUUGUAUAAACCUCAUAGAUGCUUAUUGUUUACUGCCACAAUUGUCAUUCUUACAAUCUUUGUUCUACCUUUCAAAUCUCUUUACCUAAACGUACUGUCGCAAUGUUCUGGAUCUGAACAUUCACGCGAAACUCCACGUUCAUUUCUAAAUCAGCACUGAAAGAAUUAAAGGCUACAUUGAUUGUAAUUCCUUUUUCUAUUUGUGUUAAUGGUAUGGUGAUCAUGAAUGUUGCGUAAUUUGUAUCAAACAUGUUAUAACGUAUUACUGUAUGUUUGGAUAACACUGCAGGUUGUUUGGAUAAAACUGUUUAUUUUGACAGAACGCACUUUGUCAGCACACACUGGUUCAGUAGAUAGGAUGAAUCCAUACCCGGAUGAUUAUUAUCAUCAUUAUUGUCAUUGCAUCAUGUGAAUGAUUUUUUUUCCCUCUGCAGCAAGAAAAUUCAUUGAUAUCUAAGAAACUGUUAAAUAUUUCUCAUACAAUGAGGAUGACAAAUUAGACUUAAGCUUAUCAUGAAGUUAUUUAACACACAUCAAUUUGCAACAUAUAAAUGCAGUACAGACUAGAUUUUUAAAAUGUUUACAAUAAGUAACCAUUUUAUGAAGCCUGCACUGCACACAUCAUUUGGAAAUAGUUACUGACUUUCAUCAGCUGCCAUAUGAUAUUGAAAUUUCUAAAUGAUAAUCGCCAUUUGAUUUUUUUUUUCUUUUUUUUUUUUUUUUUUUCAUUUAACCUUUAGUCUGUA